This is a messenger RNA of Mangifera indica (mango), 1524 nucleotides long. RefSeq names its product putative disease resistance protein At3g14460. The coding region runs from base 1 to 1524 and encodes 507 amino acids. The transcript has a single exon. NCBI's taxonomy places the organism in Eukaryota, Viridiplantae, Streptophyta, Magnoliopsida, Sapindales, Anacardiaceae. The record is from RefSeq and is a predicted model, not a curated record.
AUGGCUCAAGGUUAUCUUGGGUUUGACAAUGAUACAGAGAUGGAGGUAAUAGGCCAAGAGUAUUUUGAUCAUUUAGCAUCUCGAUCAUUCUUCCAAGAGUUUGAAAAAGACGAUGAUGAGAAUAUUAUAAGCUGCCAGAUGCAUGAUAUAAUUCAUGACUUUGCUCAAUUUCUCACUAAGAAUGAAUAUUUUACUGUAGAAAUCAAUGAGGGCAGUGAAGAGCUAGUCAUAAACACUUCCAAUGAGAAAGCCCGACAUUCAAUGUUGACGCUUUAUGGAGGGGCUACAUUUCCCAUCUCCAUUUGUAGUAUCAAAAGUUUGCGGAGUCUUUUAAUUGAUCGUACAUUUCCUAUGUAUUCGCUGCCUGAUGAUGUUCUACCAAAUCUCUUUGGUAAAUUGACAAGUUUAAGAGCAUUAAAAAUAAGUGAAAAAUAUAGAAGAUUGAAUUUGAUUAUAGCGUUUCCAGCAAUUCCAAAAGAGGUAAAAAAAUUGAUACAUUUGAAAUAUCUGAAUUUGUCUGAUCAGGAUGUGGAAAAACUUCCGGAAACUUUAUGUGAGUUAUACAAUCUCCAAACUUUAGAUAUUUCUUGGUGUAGAAAGCUUAAAGAAUUGCCUGAAGGGAUGGGGAAGUUGAUAAACUUGCGGCAUCUGAUUAAUGAUGGAACAUACUCAUUAAGUUACAUGCCCAAGGGAAUUGAGAAAUUAACUUGUCUUCGAACAUUGAGCAAAUUCGUUAGCAGCAGUGAUGGUAGUAAAGCAUGUAGUACUCUUGCAUGCUUGAAAGAUUUGAAACAUUUAAGAGGAAGGCUUGAAAUUACAGGGCUAGGAAAUGUGACCAAUGUGAGUGAGGUUAAGAGAAUGCAAAUUCUCAGCAGUAAGAAAAGCCUCUUUGAUUUAACGCUAAUGUUCGAUAAAGAUGGAGAAGGAGAGAGGAAAAAAGAUGAUGAUGAGUUACUUCUUGACGCUUUGCAACCGCAUCCAAAUUUAGAGAAAUUAGGUGUAUAUCGUUACAGAGGCAGCACUUUUCAUUCUGAUUGGAUCAUGUCAUUAACCGGGCUGAAGGAAUUGAGUCUUACCUGUAGUGGAAAUUGUCUUUAUUUGUCUCCCUUGGGAAAAUUGCCAUCACUUGAAUCACUACGGAUAGCAUGUUCAAGGGUAAAAAAACUAGUUACGGGAAUCGAAAGCGAUGGUGCAUUUUCAUCAUCUACAUCAGCUAUUCUCUUUCCCAAGUUGAAAGUUCUUAAAUUCUCGAGUAUUUCCGAAUGGGAAGAGUGGGAUUACGGGAAUACAAUCUUGCCAUGCCUUGCUUCUUUGUCAAUCAAAUACUGUAGAAAAUUACGUGCACUGCCAGAUGGCCUUCUCCAGGGGGCGAAAAAUCUACAACAUUUGAAGAUUUAUAAAAGUGAUCUUUUGGGAGAACGUUACAGAAAGGGAACAGGAGAGGACUGGCAAAAGAUCUCCCACAUUCCCAACAUCAAAUUCAAUCGUUCAUAUCUGCAAGGAGGCCCACUCCCACUCCAUUGA